Molecule: messenger RNA, 4634 nt
Organism: Poeciliopsis prolifica (blackstripe livebearer)
Lineage: Eukaryota; Metazoa; Chordata; Actinopteri; Cyprinodontiformes; Poeciliidae
Gene: disc1
Product: DISC1 scaffold protein
Exons: 14
Coding region: 488-2947 (819 amino acids)
Biological process (GO): cilium assembly; neuron migration
Cellular component (GO): microtubule; mitochondrion; centrosome
Source: RefSeq, a predicted model, not a curated record
CUAACGGAUUUGCUGAUCGAUUACCGAUCUGACAAGACAAAGUAGAUUCCUAUUCACUGCUAUUUCUUCAUAUCGGAUAGUUCUUUUUGUCCUCCUGCUUUUAAUCUCUUCGGGAAACAUGACCACAGGAGCAGCUUUUCUUUUCCGCCUGUUGAAGCGCAACUGAACCUCCUUGUUUGUUUUUCGCAGCGGAGAGAGAGAGAGAGAGAAAAAAGUAAGAAUUUGAUUUGAUCAGCUGCUAAUACUUGAAUUUAAAAAGCAUUUUGAAAUGGAAGAACAAUUGCACUUUCACACGACAAUUAGAAGAGGAAUUCAUUUUAAAAAAGCGGCCCGGGUUUAGUUUCCACAGCGGAAAUGAGAUCAGUCCGUUCGCCUGGCUCCACUUUUUCUGAAACAUGGUGGAUGUAACUCUGUUGCUUCAGGAUCUGUCAUUAUCGGACUUCUGAAAACCUUUAAUUUGAUAGUUAUUUAUAUAAUUGAGGGAAAGAUGUUUGCUGGGCUGAUGGGGCUCGACUGUCACCUGAACUCUCUGCAUCACCUCUGCGAAAACACUGAAGGUGGCAAAGUAUCUGGGACAGCUGGCAGCUCUGGCCGUAAGAGGCUGCACAGGAGACCAGGGUACAUGAGAGGAGAGCAGGCCAGGCUGCAGUGCACUGCUCAUGCUCAGGACGAAGAGGAAGACGAAGAAGAGGAGGAGGAGAGCAUUGCUUGCAUUAGGAAUGGAAAAUCUGGAUGCCCCACUGACAUCACUAAAGCAACCAGAGUUCAACAGUUAAGUCAAGCUCCUACCGUCAAAGUGUCUUUAAUGAGUGAUCUACAUCACAAGCGAUCCACGUAUAGUUCUUCAGAGAGUAAUAAUUUGGCUGGCCCUUCAAAUGGAGUUCAAACCACAUCGGAUGAACUCAGUCCAAGCCUUCAAUCUUCAUCUGAGGUCGUUUUUAACUCAAGUUUUAGCUUCAUCCAGCAGUCUCUAAACAGCAACCAGAAUACAGACUCUGCUAGGCUGCCACAGGAACCAGAACCAACAAAUCAACAAGUUAAUUUAGAGACAAAAACAGAGGAAAUCACCACCAAAUCCAGCCAGGUCCAUAAGGAAGAACGUUCACAUGGUGGGAGAUGUUGGCGGGACUGUCUGUGGACUGGCAAGGAGGAAAUGUCCCACCUCCCGAACUCUGAGUCCCACUCUCUCGACAUAGAGGUCAUUUCCUCCCUGUCGGUGGACUCGGACACAGCCUCAGCCUCCUCUGUCACCUCCGGCUACGAGAGCGCGACGCCUGCCACAGAGCAAGGCUGGGACAGCCUGGUGAAGACGUACGACGGCGUCCUGCAGGACUGCCUCCAGAACAACCGCACUUACACCAAGAUCGAGUCCAUGAUGUUGAAGCUGCAGAGGCUCCAGCAGAAAGCCAUUCUGGAUGACGACUACGACGGAGCUGAGCGCUUUGGGAAGAAGCUGGAGGAGCUCUGCAGAGAGCGCGGCGCUCUCAAACUGGGUUUACCCUCCAUGCAGCCCAGCGUUGCCCACUUCCUGGAUAGACUCUCGAAGGUGGUGCACAGCGCCCUCCAUAGGGAAGACUGCUGUCAUCGCAGAGAGAGAUCAGAACCAGACUCAGUGGAGCAGUCUGACCCAAUGCAGCGGAGGGAUCACUUGAUUCAAGAAAAACAUCAAGUUGAGGAGGAAAUUGAGAAGCUGCAGACGAAGCUGGUGCAGCUGAAGGAUCGGAGUCGAUAUCUGGAGCAGCUGGUCCAGCAGGAGGAGCAGCGGGCCGAGGCCGUGGAGCUGGAGGGGUCGGUGCUGCGGAGCUGCACCGUGGCCCAGCUCCGGGACAUGAGCCACACCCUGCAGGACCUCAUCUCGUCUGAAAACCGCACACAGAUCUCCAUCUCUCCUCCACCUUCAACGCUCAGACUCCAGGAACAGGAACAGGCGCUGAACCUUUCCAUGAAGGAAGCUACAGCCAAGGUGGUCAUGAGUCAGAGGCUGGGCAGCAGCCUAAGGAGGAAAGUCAGCGAGACUGAAACGCAGCUCUUGGCUCUGCACGAAGCCAAACUGGCGGCCAUAUCUGGUAAUGACUUCGGCUGUGCCAAGGAGCUGAAGGCGGAGAUGAAGGCGGUGUACAUGGAGCGGGACCGCCUGGAGGCGCUGGCCAGGCGGCUGCACAACCUCAGCUCGGGCAGCAGCCAGGAGCUGGCCAGGAUGAAGGAGCAGCGGCAGCAGCUCAGACUGGAGCUAGAGCACAGGGAGGCCCUGCAUGAAAGCCGGCUGAAAGAGAACGCCACCAAGUAUGUGGAGCUGCUGGAGGACAGGCUGCAGAGCUGCGGCUGUCCCGGUUUGGAGCGGAUCUGUGAAGCCGACCUGGAAGCGUGUCACCUGUUCCUUCGAGGCCUGCAGGUGCGAACCUCCAGCUGCGGGGGCUCAGACAUGGAUGAUGUCCCCGAUCCUGCAGUUUAUACCUCCACCCAGCCCUGCACCAAAGAAGAAGAAGACUGCGCCAUGCUGACUGCGUUAGGAGGCCGCUGGUGUCCUGAGGCCAACUUGCAGAACUCAGAGUUCACAAAGAAGCUGGAGGAGUUUUUGUUCUGCAUGGAGGAAAACCACCCAGAGGAUGUGUGCAGUGAGGCCGACGCUACAGACCUGACGGAGCACUGCGAGCUGAUUGGUGACAGACUGAUCGCCUUGGAGGACAAACUGCAGACGGCUUUACUGAAUCGGGACCAAGCCCUCACCCAGUGUUUGGAAAAAGAAGUUCAGGAGGUGAAAUCCACCUUACAGCGCAUGCUAACGCAGCUCCAGGUAGAAGAACAGCAGGAGGACGACAUAGAUGUGUCGGAUGAGCUGGUGAAAAGCGAAACUAGGGUGAAAGUAAAGGCAGAAGAAGAAGAAGAUGAGGAAGAAGACGAGGAAGAAGAAGAGGACCAGUACUUCAGUGACAGCUGGGAUAUUUGAGAUAGACACCUGUAGAGUUUUGGGAGCGCAUACACUAGUGGCUUGAUGAGAGCGUAGCCUCAGCGCAGCAGCAGAUGUGACCUCAAAUCAGGGUUACACUUUAUUUGAUGGGUUGUGAAUAAGACCAAACUUAUUCGAUUAAACUUAAUCUUUAAUAACAUGAAGCUACAUCAUUUUUAAACUUUCAUCAGUAAUACCUCUAUAACAAAUUUAUGUCAGAUGAUUUCUUGGUUAAUGUCUAGUUGUCAUGACAAAAGCAUUUUGAAUAAUGUUAACUUUGUAACUUUCAUGAUUUACUGAAUGACACUUUAUGAUAACAGUCAUAAAUAUUCAUGAAGACUCACUCAUGUUCAUGACCGGUGUUAUGUCAUGUUUAUGACGGUGUCAUGACAGUCUUAUUCACAACUUGUCAAAUAAAGUGUUACCCAAAUCAGUUUACUGUACAGCUUUACAACCACCUUAUGUGCUGUUAUAUACUUCUAAAAGUAUAAACUUCAUUCUGCCAUUCUAAAGGUUUAAAUUCAGUGAACCUCGCUGCAGAACAUCAAAUCUUACCAAGUAUUUUUGUUUAGUUUGUAGUGCUAAUGAAUAGAACUCCACUGGCAGAUUAUUUAAUAAUCUAGCACUUUUUUCAUCCAUAUUAAGGAAUUAUUGACUUAAUACAAGCUUCUGAAAUGUUGCUUAAUAUUUAGGUUUGUUCUAUUUUAAAUUUAAUAAGAUAUUUGCACUAGGAAACUAAAAAAAUACUUGAUUAGAUUUUGUGUUUUUUCAGUGCUUUUUCGCAUUUUUCCAUGUUAUGACCACAAACCUGCAAGUAUUUUGACCUGGGUUUUAUUUGUUAAACCAUCACACACUAUUUAUUAUAAAAGUGAUGCCUGGAUUAAAUCUAUACUGCAGCCCCUUGAAUUCACAGCUUUUGCUAUUUGUGUUUUGUCUCUGCCAGCUCUGCAAAUCUGGAUGCGGACUUUAAAAAAAAAAAAAACAAUUUUCUCAAGCUCAGUUACAUUUUAUGGAGCGAAGCUCUGAAGAUAAAUUUUAAAGUUUUACUGCGAAUUCUCAAAAGUUUGGAGUUUUCGAUCCCAUUUUGAUCUAAACCAUUCAAUUAUAGAUUCAGAUUGUUUUACGUUUUAAAGUACAUAAAUCAACAGAUUUUUCUUCCUAAUUUCCUCCACUAUUUCCCAUUAGAACUGUGGUUCUAAUGUGAAAUUGUUUAAGAAUGUCAAUGGUUUUACCAAUGUAAACUGAACAAUACUAAAGAUUUGAAGAAUAAAAUAUGUUUGUAAGACACAUUCUAGUUUUUAAAACCACUUUGGAUCUUUUUUCAGGACCAAUUUUGUGACAUUUUGUUUUUAUAUGAAGUUUUAGUGUUGGUCUUAAUUUUGUGGACCAGCAGAGUCAGAGCUUUUUGAAGAGUAUUUAACCUCUGGACUCGAAGCUGCCAUGGACAAUCUGAACACUUUUAACUGUCAACUUGUUUUUUUUGGGGGGGUUUGCACACUAACUAAAAGUUAUCUUAUUUUAACUACUUUUUCCUGUGUUUUUUCCUGUAUUUGCACAUAAUGGUGUUCAUUGAGGAACUAAUUUUUGAGGUGCUACAAAAUGUGAGUUAACUUAAAACAUUUUAUUUUACACUUUGUGUGGAGAAAUGCAAUAUUUAGGUUUUUUUUUUUUUUUAUGCAAGAAAUGU